Molecule: messenger RNA, 2411 nt
Organism: Lynx canadensis (Canada lynx)
Lineage: Eukaryota; Metazoa; Chordata; Mammalia; Carnivora; Felidae
Gene: DDAH2
Product: dimethylarginine dimethylaminohydrolase 2
Exons: 6
Coding region: 1345-2202 (285 amino acids)
Biological process (GO): positive regulation of nitric oxide biosynthetic process; arginine metabolic process
Molecular function (GO): amino acid binding; dimethylargininase activity
Source: RefSeq, a predicted model, not a curated record
UUAGAAGAGGGGUAUUUGUGGUCAGGCUUCCAUUUUUCGUGCCGGUCCACCAUAACGCUGUCUUGCGGUCCAUGUCGUAUUUGCUGCCCAGCCGACAGGGCCCUCCAUAUCUGGGUGGGCCUGGGCAGCACUCACGGGGCGGGGCCAAGUUCGGAGAAGGGGAGCGCAGUCCCCGUGGAGCGGGCGCGGCGUAGCAGGGCGGAAUGGGCGUGGCCUCGAGGAGCCCCGCCCCGUCCCGCUUAGACAAUGCCCCGGAGCCGCCAGACAGUCGCGCCCCCGCCCCACCGUAGUUCUUGAGCUCGCCUUACCCAGGGACCCUUCAAAAGCCAAGAGCUCCAGCCCCCGAGGCUUGAAGACUAGGACUCCCUUCUCUAACCAACUCUGUCCUCAGGGGGGUGGGGCCCCAGCCAAGAACACAGGAGCGCUGGAGUCUGGGUGGCCGCUAGAGGUAAGUCUAGGGGUUGGAGAUGUCCCCCGGACCGUGUGCGGGCCAGAGUUUGAGGUUGCCGGGCCCGUGCCCGAUACCCGACAGAGUGCAGGAGGCCGAAAUUUGGGUGCGGAGCUGAGCUGGGUAGACUUUGGGGGAGAUGGACGGGGAGACGGUCCUGGAGCCGGGAGUGGUGCCCGCUCCCUGGGACCACGCCCCCGGUUUCCCCGCCCCUUGGAUUUCGUUUUAGACCUCUCCCAGUCCUCCGGGACUCGGUCUGGUUUCUACUGGGUCGUGCUAGGGGUAGCAGGACCGGCAGGGGUGGAGAGAAGAUAUUUAACUCCUUAGGCUCUAAUUCCUCCCUCGUUGCCCCUCUCUCCCUUUCUUGUUGGGCAUUCAGGACUUCCAUCUCCCAGGCCCUAUCUCCCCAGCUGUCUCCUCCUGUCCCAUAACCCCUUUGGGUCCCUUGCCUCACUUCGGGUCCCUAUGGCAGCGAGCAGCUGAGGGUUAAGGGGGCGGGACCGUUGCAUUUUUAGGGAGUGAGCGCAUCCUAGCGGCUGCCAAGAGGGGCGCCUAGCAGGGACCUCGCGAAGCCCCCGAACAGGGGCAACAGGUGUUUUAGAGAUUAGGGGUCCCGGUCUUGUUCCUCGGACUCCCUCCAAAGAAGCAGACCCCGAAGGGUGCGGGGUGGAAUGGAGUUGGCGGGAGGGGAACGUCUGGAGGGGGUGGGGCGAAGUGGGAGGGGCGCCCGGAGAUGGCAGAAGGAAGACCCGGGCGCUCUUAACCACCCCCUACGCCCUUCUGUGCAUGUCUCUUUCUUUGCCCUCCUCCCUUUCUGUCUCUUCUCCCAGACAGGUGAAGUAAAAAGAGAAAACUAAGAAAUCAGCGCGGCCGGAGGGGGAGACUGUGUGGAUGGGAUGGGGACGCCGGGGGAGGGGCUGGGCCGCUGCUCCCAUGCCCUGAUCCGGGGGGUCCCAGAGAGCCUGGCUUCGGGGGAGGGUGCGGGAGCUGGCCUCCCGGCUCUGGACCUGGCUAAAGCCCAGAGGGAGCACGGGGUACUGGGGGGUAAACUGAGGCAGCGAUUGGGGCUGCAGCUGCUAGAACUGCCUCCUGAAGAGUCGCUGCCGCUGGGACCGCUUCUCGGUGACACAGCCGUGAUCCAAGGGGACACGGCCCUAAUCACGCGGCCCUGGAGCCCCGCCCGCAGGCCGGAGGUCGAUGGAGUCCGCAAAGCCCUUCAGGACCUUGGGCUCCGGAUCGUGGAGAUGGGAGACGAGAACGCGACGCUGGAUGGCACUGAUGUUCUCUUUACCGGCCGGGAGUUUUUCGUAGGCCUCUCCAAGUGGACCAAUCACCGAGGAGCUGAGAUCGUGGCGGACACGUUUCGGGACUUCGCUGUCUCCACAGUGCCAGUCUCCAGCCCCUCCCACCUGCGCGGCCUCUGCGGCAUGGGGGGACCCCGCACUGUGGUAGCGGGUAGCAGCGAAGCCGCCCAAAAGGCUGUCAGGGCGAUGGCAGUGUUGACGGACCACCCCUAUGCGUCCCUGACGCUCCCAGAUGACGCAGCUGCUGACUGUCUCUUUCUGCGUCCUGGGUUGCCUGGUGUGCCCCCUUUUCUCCUGCACCGUGGAGGCGGGGACCUGCCUAAUAGCCAGGAGGCACUGCAGAAGCUCUCUGAUGUCACGCUGGUACCUGUGUCCUGCUCAGAACUGGAGAAGGCAGGCGCUGGGCUCAGCUCCCUCUGCCUGGUGCUCAGCACACGCCCCCACAGCUGAGGGCCUGGCCUUGGGGUCCUGGCUGGCCAGGGGUAGGGCAGCAUAGGGAUUAGAAGGGGAAGGAGGCUUAGAUAGAGGACAGUGAAUAGGUAGUAGUGGGGAGAGGGCCCCAAGAUGGGGGGGGGGGAGGGCUUAGUGUGGGAAAAAGGAUAGAGUCCACUGGGUGAGUCAUCUUCCUCAGAGAUAAUAAACAGAACCGACCUUUUAGA